AAAUGGUUCUUUAGAAUGGCCAAGCUAUAAAUAUUUAUGGCGUUCGCUUGGAAAUUCUCCUAUGCCUAACCACCAUUGUACGAGGGUAAAGAAACAAGUGACUAUCGCCAAACACGCUGAUCGCACAACACAUUUCAACUUGAAUUGUACGACAUUGCUAUUGGUACAGUAAAUUAUUCAAUCGUAAAUACGCUUACCUUAGAAUCAUAGAGAACUUUUGCCUUGGUGGGAUCCGGUUCGUAGCACAGAACCCUUUCUCCUUCGGAGAAUUUAAAUUUCACUCCUCGCGUCGACACCAUCCUCCAUAACAAAACAACUGUAUGAGAAAAUACAAAUUCAUAAUGCCGCUACGAGAGAAUCUGGGUAGUAGAGUUAACCUCAUUUAAAGGCCAUGCAGGAAUGAUAACACUGACAUCUAAAUAAAAAGGAAAUUAUUAAAUAUUUACUUCGAAUCGCUAUUUUCCAUCCUAUAUUCGCCAAAUCCGUUCAAGUCCGAAGAAAAAAGGAGUCCAACCGAAGAAAGAAAACGUACAGAAUGACAGUUGGAGGAAGCGGGACUCUACUGAAGAAGAAUGCUGCAUAUCCACCGAAUGUCCGGUGCCAGAAGUGUUUGGAGUACGGGCAUUGGACAUAUCAGUGUCAAGGGAAAAGAAAAUAUCUGCAUCGGUCCUCUAGAACUUCUCAGCUGAAGAAACGAUUGAAACUGAGGGAAGCAGGACAGUCACAACAGCAGCAGCAGCUCCAGCAGCAGCAGGCGGCGGCGGCGGGCAAGGGCAAAGGCAAAGGCAAGGGCAAGAAGAAGAAGCAGCACGCGCGCGCGGAGGGCGGCGGCGCCUCGAGCGACAGCGACGACUCUGGCUCCUCCUCCAGCAGCUCCUCCUCCUCCUCGUCGUCCAGCUCCUCCUCCAGCAGCUCCUCCGACUCGUCCAGCGACGACGAGGACGACGACGACUCGUCCUCGUCCAGCAGCGACUCUUCGUCCAGCUCGGACGACGCGUCCAGCGACUCCAGCUCCAGCAGCUCGAGCUCGUCGACGGCGGCGGCGGACAGCGAC
Gryllus bimaculatus (two-spotted cricket) is the source of this 1054-nucleotide messenger RNA. The record is from the annotation of a GenBank genome assembly. Lineage: Eukaryota; Metazoa; Arthropoda; Insecta; Orthoptera; Gryllidae.